Fusarium coffeatum is the source of this 780-nucleotide messenger RNA. RefSeq lists its product as uncharacterized. The record is from RefSeq and is a predicted model, not a curated record. The transcript has a single exon. The coding region runs from base 1 to 780 and encodes 259 amino acids. NCBI's taxonomy places the organism in Eukaryota, Fungi, Ascomycota, Sordariomycetes, Hypocreales, Nectriaceae.
AUGGCUCCCCUAGACGUUACAUCAUUUAAAGCCCUGUCUUUUGACAUUUAUGGCACACUCAUCAACCAAGAGCCUGGUAUGAUCCGAGACCUGCAGCCGAUCAUUUCUCGUCUUCCAAAUGAUAGCGAAUACAAGCAGGAUCCGAUCUUGUUGAUGCAGCGGUUGGCCAAGCUUUACCAGGGUCUGGAGGUUGAUGAGCCAACACUACGUUACAAUCUUGUCCUGCAACGUACCUUCAAGCAACUGGCCGAUGAGCUCAAAGUCAAUGUCUCCGAUAGCGAGAUGGAAGCAUUUGGCAACAGUCCAGGAACGUGGGAGCCAUUCCCCGAUACCAUAGCAGGAAUGCAAAUUCUCAAGAAGCACUACAAACUUGCCGCUCUGACAAACAUGGACAAUGCCAACGCCUCAGAGACCAUGAAACGUCUUCAACCCGCUUCCUUCGACAAAUUUUACACAGCCGAAGAUAUCGGCACUUACAAGCCCGCCCAUGCGAACUUUAACUAUCUUUUCAACCACGUCAAACACGAUCUGCAGGUCGACAGGGACAAGGGAGAGCUUCUACAUGUAGCGCGAAGUUUGAUCGCUGACCAUGUUCCUGCUAAGAAACUUGGUCUUAGAAGUGUUUGGAUCUGCAGAGGAGGUGAUAAGAAGGAGGGAUAUGGAACAGGUGGUGACUUUGAAGAAUUGAAACAUCAUGUUGCAUUCGAGUGGAAGUUUGAAUCAAUCGGUGAGUUUGCCGAGGAGGUGGAACGGCAAUUCCGUGAGAAGGAGAGUGCUUGA